AUGGGAUAUGAUUUCACAGACAGGCUGAAGCCUGCCGACCCCAGUGGUCCAGACACGCUGAGUCAAGAACGGGCAGGGUCAAAGAUUGAUGUCAAGUCACUAUCGACAUUUCUCCUAGGACCCGACUUCCUCCAAGCCCAAGAACAGGCCCUGUCCAUCUUGACCGACGACAAACUCUUCUCCAAGGCCGCACAGGCAAAUCUCUCGCGGCCCGAACGGUACAUGCUGGGUCUUGCGCGAGCCAAGAAGCUCCGUCGACUGGCCGAUCAACACAAAUGGACCGACGACACGUAUGAGAUUGUGAAAUAUCUGGUCGACGAUGUCUCUCCUUACACCCUCCACACCACCAUGUUUCGGCAGACCCUCCGCGAGCAAGCCAGUGACGCGCAACAAGCUUACUGGCUCCCUCGUCAUGGCCGAUGGGAGAUUAUUGGUGCGUACGCCCAGACCGAAAUGGGCCACGGAAGCAACGUUCGGGGAAUCGAGACGGAAGCACGAUGGGACCCUCGAACCAAAGAAUUUAUCCUGCACAGCCCGACGUUGACAGCCAGCAAGUGGUGGAACGGGAGCCUGGGCAGGACCGCAAACCAUGCCAUCGUCGUCGCACAGCUCAUGCUACCGACAGGAAGGACCACGUCGGGCUCUCCAGAGUAUCGUAAGGUCGGCGUCCAGCCGUUCAUCGUCCAAGUUCGGGACAUGAAAACCCAUCAACCCUUCGAAGGAAUUGUCAUCGGUGAUAUAGGCCCAAAGUAUGGCUAUGCACCCAUGGACAAUGCUUACAUGCUAUUCGAUCACUUCAGAAUCCCCCACAGUGCCAUGCUCUGUCGAUAUGCGACCUUGGAUCCCGAAACGGGGGUCUACAGCAAGCCCAAGAAUCCGGGUGUCGUCUACGGUUCGCUCACCGAGGCUCGCUCAAGAAUCGUCAUGCAUGCACGUUUAGUCCUUGCACGAGCGGUCACGGUCGCGGUGCGCUACACUUGCGUCCGACGCCAAUUCAAGGACGACGACGAUCUUCCCGGCACAAGGGGUUGUGAACGUUCUGUCCUGGACUAUUCGACCGUUCAGAUCCGCAUCUUCCCUCUUCUCGCCACCACCUUUGCGUUCCACUUCUCGGGCAAGAAGAUGAAGGAAGUUUUCACGUCCACGAGACAAGAGGUUGCAGAAGGCAACUUCGCCCGGUUGGCCGAAUUGCACAGCAUGUCCUCGGGCCUGAAGAGUCUCUGCACCGAUUUGGCCGCGAACGGCAUCGAGACGUGUCGACGGGCAUUGGGUGGCCACGGCUACGGCGGAUACUCCGGGUUGAAGCAAUUGAACGACGACUACCUGUCCAAGCCCACCGUCGAGGGAGACAAUUGGAUGAUCACCCAGCAGGUGGCCAAGUAUCUUCUCAAGGCGGCCAAAUCGGCCGUCGCGGCCGGCCCAAAACAACAGGCCAGUAGUACCGGGAUCGAAGCCACGCUGCGACGACAUUUCCGCGAUGCAAAGGACAGGGCCGCCCCCGAAUUCUUCGACAUCUUGGGAGACGACGAGGCCAUUGUCCGCGCAUUUGACCGGCGCACUGCUUUCUUGACGUUUGAGCUCUAUCACGCCCGAGAAGAACUGAAGAAGCCGUGGAACGACCUGCUCAUCCAAAUGCAUCGACUCUCCCAAGCUCAAUCGUACGCCAUCCUCGUGUCCAACUUCUACAACGGCCUCGGGUCGUUGGAUCGGGAUCUAGAUCUAGAUCCCGAAACCACCUCCGUCAUGCGUCUCCUCUACCGCCUAUUCGCCCUCUUCAGCGUCCAACAGGACGGCUUAGAAUUCCUUCGAUCCGGCGCCGUGUCGGCAGACGUCCUGGCCGUCCUCCCCACCAGGAUCCUGGAGCUCAUGCGACAGGUCCGACCCCACGCCGUGAGGCUCGUCGACGCUUGGGCCAUUCCAGACUAUCUCCUCGACAGUUCGCUCGGUCGGUAUGAUGGCAAAGUCUACGAAGACAUGUUCAAUCGCGCGCAUCGGUUGAAUCCGCUGAACCGGCUGACCUUCAACCCGGACUACAGGACGGAUGAGAUCGUGCUGGGGUCGGGCGAUGGGGGCGCCAUCCUGGCAAAGCUCUGA
Molecule: messenger RNA, 2094 nt
Organism: Cladophialophora carrionii CBS 160.54
Lineage: Eukaryota; Fungi; Ascomycota; Eurotiomycetes; Chaetothyriales; Herpotrichiellaceae
Exons: 6
Coding region: 1-2094 (697 amino acids)
Biological process (GO): fatty acid beta-oxidation using acyl-CoA oxidase; lipid homeostasis
Cellular component (GO): peroxisome
Molecular function (GO): fatty acid binding; acyl-CoA oxidase activity; FAD binding
Source: RefSeq, a predicted model, not a curated record